Molecule: messenger RNA, 2199 nt
Organism: Pangasianodon hypophthalmus (striped catfish)
Lineage: Eukaryota; Metazoa; Chordata; Actinopteri; Siluriformes; Pangasiidae
Product: B2 bradykinin receptor
Exons: 2
Coding region: 83-1201 (372 amino acids)
Biological process (GO): immune response; neutrophil chemotaxis; G protein-coupled receptor signaling pathway
Cellular component (GO): membrane
Molecular function (GO): bradykinin receptor activity
Source: RefSeq, a predicted model, not a curated record
CAGGAAUCCAGCAGACGCUCAACAUUUCCUGCAUCUGGAAUUCUGCCAGUCCGAGUGAAUACUCCGGGAUGAAAGAUCUGUGAUGGAGUUGAACUUGUCACUCAUGGAUUCGGAGAGGACUGACGUGAAUAACUGCACAUAUCAGACCGCGUGGGAUUGGAUCUCGUCUCUCCAGCCUUUGUGGCUGUCGGUAAUUAGCAUCUUCGGUCUGGUGGGAAAUGGUUUAGUCUUGUCGGUGUUCUGCCUGCAGAGGAACCCGUGCUCCGUCGCUGAUGUGUACCUGGGGAACCUGGCGCUGGCCAACCUGGUCAUGGUUCUGUGCCUUCCCUUCUGGGCCGUGACCAUUGCUCAGAACUAUGAGUGGAGCUUCGGCCAGAUGCUCUGCAAGCUAAUCAACACGGCUAUCUGCAUGAACUAUUUCUGCAGCAUCCUCUUCCUGGUUCUGGUUAGCGUGGAUCGCUAUUUGGCGCUUGCCAGAACGAUGAGUCCUAGCAGGCUGAGGCAGCCGUCCUGGGCCAAGCGGAUUUGUUUGGGAAUUUGGAUUUUCGGAUUUCUGGUUAGCGUUCCAUCAUUGCUCUUCCGUGACGUACACUACGUCCCAGACUUUGAUGUCCAUGCUUGCUACUUGAUGUACCCUCAUCCAGGCUGGAGGGUCCAGAGGAACCUGAGCAGCAACGUGCUUGGAUUUGCGAUACCUUUACCCAUCAUCGCGUUCUGCACUUAUCACAUAGUUAAAGCUCUUAAAGACAGCGAGCUCAGGUUCAUCCCUGCGAUCCGGAGAGAAAAACGAGCCACUCAUCUCGUGCUAACGGUUCUGGCUGUGUUUCUGUUCUGCUGGACGCCGCACCAGAUCGUACGUCUGCUGGAUACCCUGGAUUAUUUUCAGAUCACGCCUGAAGGAUGUUUAUUUGGGGACAUCUUAGACAUUAGCGAGCAGUAUUCCACCUACCUGGCAUAUUCCGACAGCGCGAUUAACCCGUUCUUGUAUGUGGUGGUGGGGAAACACUUCAGGAAACGAGCUAAAGGUGUGUUUAAACGGUUUAUCACUCCUGGAUGGAAGGACAGCACUCCUAACAGCACGCUAGCUAGCAGGUGCAGUGAGAGCCGUAAAGACUCAAUUGUAAUCGAUAAAAGAGUCAUAGUGCCGGUACACCUCUUACCAACACACCUUACAAAUCUAAACACGCUGCGAGGACUGUGAACGUGUUUUCACCAAGUAUUAUUUCCAGAAGAUUGAUAGUUUAUGGGCAUUUUUCUUACAACAACUCCACUAAGGGCAUUGCUUUUACCUCAAACUAUGCAAACUUCGAGAAAGAACUCUUUAAUGGUUUUGCAUGAUGUAAAAAACAGAAAUCCAGUGUGUGGAACAUGUGAGUUAUGUUUAUUUAGCUCUGAUUAGCUAUGUUUUUUUUUUUUUUUUUUGGAUUAGCUUUCCAUUAGCAUGCACAGAGUUCUUCUAGCUGUGGAUAUCAGAACCCUAUUUCUGAGUGGAACGCAUUUCUCAGGCUGGAUAUGAACAGAUUUAUUUAUAAAUCGUUUGUAUGAGUGUUUACACAGGAAAUUUGGUUUUCAUGAAAAUCUCAUCAAUUCAGAAAAAAACGUUCGUAACCUACUCGUGCUCCUGAGUGCGUCUAAAGAAGACUGAUGUAAACCUCGACCUGAUUGACUUCAGAUCCUAUAAUUUUUUCUCUCUGGAAUAUUCUGUGGAGUUUAAACUGUUUGUGUUUAUGACGUUUGCAGCGUUUAGCAGACGCCCUUAUCCAGAGCGACUGAUAGAAGAGCUUUAGAGUCUCAAGCAGAAACACUUUUGUUUGUACUUUACGGGGGAUAAACAGACGCAUGCGAGUAUGCUGAAAAUGAGCACUUCUAAAACUCUUGUAAAUUCAGUGGAAAAGGUUUUGCUCACUUUUGUUUACACAAACAUUUACACACAACUUUACUAAAAGACUGAUAAAUGAUGCACAGUGUUGGUUUAGAUUUUGUCCUUUUUUUUGCAUUGAUGUCAGAAUAUUCAGAAAUGAUUUAGCUAAUCAUGACUAACAGCAUUAGUGACAGAUUUCAAAAGAAAUUGAAUAUUAAACAUUUAUAAAUUUUAGGAAGAAGCAGGAAAAAGUAAAUAAAUAAAAAAGUGACAAUAUUAUAAACACAAAGAUUCUUUAAAGAUCUAUAAAUAGAAGAAAAACAAAAGAAUGACUAAAU